Molecule: messenger RNA, 1221 nt
Organism: Lolium rigidum
Lineage: Eukaryota; Viridiplantae; Streptophyta; Magnoliopsida; Poales; Poaceae
Exons: 1
Coding region: 1-1221 (406 amino acids)
Source: RefSeq, a predicted model, not a curated record
AUGCGCCGCCUCUCAAUUGCCUCGAGGCCUCAACUAUCUUCUUCCAUGGCAUAUCCUAGACGAGCUCUCCCGUUCCUGGCGGCGUCGUCCAAUCCGCCUGUUCCCCGAUCUCCUCACCAAUGUCGCCGGGACAUGGCCGUCCUCAGCCGCUCGUUACGAGGAGACGAGUCUCCUCGUAAACGUCGUAGAUGGAGGCGGAUUUGGAACCGGUACGUGAUCCCUGAUCGCCCGACUGAAAUCGUUGCCGUCGAGGACGACGAAGAAGACACACACAGACACGACGAGUAUGCUACGAACAGCAUAGAGGAGAGCAGCAGCCACCGUGAUGGUUCCAUCUACACGGGCCUGGGUUACUUCUACUGGAAAAAAUACCUCCACGUCGCCGACCGUGGCGAGACUCGGCUGGAGCCGAUGAUGUUCACGGAUCCCACGCCAGAUUGCGGCCGCUACAUUGGAGAUUGUUGGAGACAUAGACCUACCGGCAUGCUGCAGAUCUUCUCGAUACAGGUGGCUAAACUAAUUCCACAGGAUGCUGGCUCGGCAGAGCUCUAUGGAUACGUAGCCACGCGUGAUAAUCUGGAUCCGCUCCUCAAUUACGUCGUCAAUAUUAGUAGGGAUGAUCCCCUCGUCGUGGAGCAGGGUUCUCUCGUCCCGAUGACUGGCCCAAAGCGGGGGAUAGAGGUGGGGAUAGACUGUAUGGAAAUUACUCUGGUCGAAUACGACAUGAGGAUCAAAGUAGGCCAGCACGAAAAAGAUGACCUACAGAUACUCGACGGCGCAUCCAUGUUGGGCAACCAAGGCUCAUGGGGUUGGCCGUUCAAAUUGGACACCCCGGGAGACUUUGGCACCAUCGACUUAACUUUAUCGCGUGUUCGGUCUGCGGUUGAGGCGACCGUGGAGGUUGCCAUACUCCAAGUACAAAGCAGCUUCAACUUGUCUCUCGUAUGUUUGACCAGUGGGUUUAAGGAUGAGGAAAUCGUUCUCUUUGAUGGAGCGAUUGCUGAGUCCCGUGGCUUAAAGAGGUCCGUAGUUGCUGUAGCGAGCCAUUCUUACAUGGAUUUGAAGUUCAAUGUAGCCGGACUGCCAUCGACUCCCGACCAACAUUGUUGCUCCUUCAAGGCGGAAAUCCAUGGACAUGUUACUCAACACAUAAAGACCGAGUUUGCCUUAAUCUCAGUGAAGGUGACUUGGUCAACCUUGCAGCAUACAACAAUGGCUUAA